Molecule: messenger RNA, 4888 nt
Organism: Morone saxatilis (striped sea-bass)
Lineage: Eukaryota; Metazoa; Chordata; Actinopteri; Moronidae
Gene: col13a1
Product: collagen, type XIII, alpha 1
Exons: 43
Coding region: 559-2763 (734 amino acids)
Source: RefSeq, a predicted model, not a curated record
GUGUCCUCGCUCUGCGCACCCUAAAAAUAUCCCUCACUAAGUGCGCGGAUCAAAGGGGGCAGCAACACCGCCAUGAAUCCCGCCCCGGUAUUUAACCUAAAGCCUUUCAGAGGAGGAGCAUGCACUGUGAGCAAAGGGCCCGCGGCAUCCAGAGCUGCGCAGAGGAGAGAGAGGCUGGCUCGGGUUUCAGAGACGCACACUGACGGCAGACCUGCGGCACACAGUGGGAUCGCUCAGAGGGAGCAGCAGCGAAUGGGACAAACGGAGCAGAACGCAGAGGAUUUAGAGUCCGUCCCUGUGAAUCAGGAACAUCACUGACUGACUGAUGCCAAUCUGCACAAUGUCUCCUGUUCUAACUUUGAUGUAGUUGCGCAUCUGAGCUCAGAAACGUAGUUUGGAGAGCCUUUGAAGAAGAAAAUAGACAUCUGCAAAACUUUUCCCCCAGCAGAGAGACAGAGUCUGUCACACGCUCCACAGUUGCAGGUCGUUAGGAUUCCUCUUCUGCUACCCUGCACCUGAUGAAGACAGGGAUUUCUGUGUGGAUAAAACCAGAGUUAGAUGAAUAAAAUGGGAGAGGUUCAGAAGUGGGGAGUCGCCAGUAAAGCGGGUGAGGAGAGGAGGACUGGCGGCGGGCAGCAGCAGCAGAAACGGAGAGAUUGGAGAGAUUUGUCCAGCGUAACGAUUUGCAUCGCGGUGUCUGUUCUGUGCAUUGGAGUUUGCAUUGUGGUUUUUGUGCGGACAUCGGAGCUGCAGUCCAGGAUAGUAAGUCUGGAGCAGCAGCAACUCUCCGCGUGGAUGUUGUCUCUGGAGCAGGUGGAGCCCGUUAUCCUGGGCCGACUGGACCAGAUCCUGGAGGAGAAGCUUGCAGCACGACUACCGAAGACACGGGAGGUGAGGGAAGCUCCCCACAGCUGUCUGUGUCCACCAGGACCUCCAGGUCCUCCUGGACGAGCAGGCUUUCCGGGUGACAAAGGAAGUAUGGGGAUUCCUGGGAGAAUGGGCUUAAAAGGACAAGCAGGGGAGAAGGGAGCACCAGGCGAGCCAGGUCUGUCUAUCAUUGGACCAAGAGGACCUCCUGGACAACCUGGAACAAGAGGAUUUCCAGGCUUUCCAGGUCCAAUCGGAUUGGAUGGCAAACCUGGACAGAACGGACCGAAGGGAGACAUGGGUCAGCGUGGUCCCAAAGGACUCCCAGGUGAACCUGGACCCAAAGGGGAGAAGGGCGUAUGUGGAGACUACACGCACAGGGGCCUCUUUGUGCAGGAUCUUCCUCUGAAAACCCUGGCUGCCUUACGCUCCAGUCAGGCUCUGAUGUUGAAGGGCGAGCCUGGAGUGCAGGGACCCGCAGGACCUCCAGGGCCCCCUGGACUCCCAGGGACUCCAGGCAUGAAUGGAGCCAGUGGCCCACCAGGUAAGCCUGGUGAACCGGGCAAACCAGGAAAAGACCCAAGGGUGAGCUUUAGUUCACUUUUACCAGGACUGAAGGGUGAGCCAGGUGUGCCAGGACUAAAGGGUGAUCGAGGUGAUGUCGGCCCACCAGGUCCUGAAGGCCCAACGGGAGUUAAAGGAGACCAAGGAAUUAAGGGAGAUGAAGGAAAGAGGGGUUUCCCAGGAGAGAGGGGAGAGAAGGGAGAAUCAGGUUUCCCUGGCACUCCUGGGUUUAAGGGCCAGGCUGGCAUCCCUGGUACCCCUGGCAUCCCUGGCAAGAGGGGCUACAGGGGUGAGAAGGGAGAGCCGAGCAUUACAGCCCAGGCAAUUAAAGGAGAACCAGGUUCACCAGGACUGCCAGGCCUAACAGGACCUAAGGGUGACAAAGGCGAAAAUGGAGACAAGGGGGAAGCAGGUCUCGAAGGCCCUGCUGGACCAAGAGGUCCACCAGGCCCAACUGGGGAGCCAGGAAAAGCUGAAAUCCAGAACAAUGAAAAUGAUAUUCGCAACAUACCCCUGAUGGGCCCCCCUGGAUUACCUGGACCUCCAGGGGUCCCUGGACUCCCUGGCACCAAGGGUGAAGUGGGUCUACCAGGUGCUCCAGGACUGGAUGGAGAGAAGGGACCCAGAGGGAAGCCUGGAGAGCCUGGUCCUUCAGGCCCAGCUGGUCCUGAAGGUCCCAGAGGGGAGGGUGGUGUCAUGGGCUUCGCAGGACCGAAGGGAGACAAGGGAGACGUGGGUCCUUCUGGAUCACCUGGUUUAGAUGGCCCUACGGGUGAAAAGGGGGCUACAGGGGCCCCUGGCUCUAUUGGAUUACCUGGUGCAAUGGGUCCUAAAGGCGAGCAUGGAGAAGGAGGAAGGUCUGAAAUGAUCUAUGGUCCCCCAGGACCUCCAGGACCAGUUGGCCCAGCAGGAUCUCAAGGACCUUCAGGGCCUAAGGGAGAACCAGGCAUAGGCAUCAGAGGAGAAAAGGGAGCGACAGGUCAGAAGGGUGACAAGGGAGACAGAGGCCAUCUUGGACUCCCUGGGGCUCAUGGGUUAGACGGCAGACCGGGUCCAGUGGGUCUAAUAGGACCAUCAGGUGUGCCAGGGCCAGCAGGACCAAAAGGAGAGAGAGGUGAAAAGGGAGAUGCAGGAUUACCAGGACCAAUUGGCCCUCAAGGCAUCCCUGGUUUAGUAGGACCACAAGGACUCAAAGGGAACCGGGGAGAGAGGGGCAAGAAAGGCAACAGGGGGGCCAAAGGGGAUAAGGGAGACCAAGGAGCACCUGGAUUAGAUGCCCCCUGUCCGUUGGGAGACGAUGGCUUACCUGUACCGGGAUGUUGGAAUAAAUGACGAUAACUUUGGAAUGGCUUGUGUGAUUGUACAUAGGAUAUUUAUUUUUUUACUUUUUCCCUAUUCUGUUAUACGUGGACAAAAAAUUGAAAAAAAAAAAAAUAUAUGGCAAGAUUUUUGUACAGAUUGUUUAUUUUAAUACAUAUGAUAGUGUUUAUGUAUUGGAUUUUUAUAUCUUUGCAUUAUUUUAAUAUGAUCGGAUAAAUCAAAAUUAUAAUGUGGCUACAUAUGCAUGAUAUUUGUGCAUAAUGUGAAGUGGAUAAUGCUUAUUAACUUAUUGUAUUAUGUUGUUUUGUUCUGUUGUAAUAGACCAUGCUGCACUGAGUUGUGGGGCUGGAAAGAUUAUGUGUUAGCAUUUGGAAAGCCUUAGUCGAACUCCCCUCUAUGUGAUCAAGUGUUGGAAAACAAACAUGGACAAGCACUGCAUAUACACUUGUUUCAAUUACAGUAAAUAUCUACACAGUGACACAAAUCUGUUUAAAGUCUGCACUUUGAAUUUGUUGGUCAUGUGCUCAUAUUGUACUGAUGAACAUAAAGACCUAAAGCAGAGAUAUUGUCCCAUUAAUGGUAGUAUCUUAGGGUGCCAAUGUUAUUCUAUCAAUGUUAUUUCCAUCAGUCCAGAGCAAGAUAAUGCCCUAACAUUGAUAUUUGUAUUGGCCUCAAAAACCCAGAAUCAGUCUUUAGUUUCAUAUUUUCAGUUCCUGAUGGCAUGGCCUUCAGCUUUGCCAGGCAUGGUAACUAACACACCUGGCAAUGUCGGUGGGUAGAUUGAUGUCCUCGUUUUUGCACUAUGAACUGUAAUUGGGGUAAGAUGAGUUGACGUGAUUAUGCACUCAACAUCUUUUCACCUUAUGGACAAUUUAUUAUCAUUUUUCACAAAUCCAAGAUAAUUCUUAAGGCGAUUCUUAUUCUAGUAACUUCUCGAUUCUGGUCGAGUCAAACUUUCCCCUUGAGUUUACUUCAAAAACAAUGUCCAGAGUGCCAGGAAAUUUGCUUUAGAUAAACAUGGUCCCUAGAGGGUGAUCCCUAAAGAUUUAGGCUGGUUCCUUUAUUGCCACAAUCAGUACCAACCUUCAGUUUAUACACAAAAAGUACUCCCCAGACAUUUUGGCAGUUCGUACCUCAGGACAAACUCAAACUCUAAAUGCUUUUUGAAAAAAUAUGUUGACUGUUGGGUCAUCUAACUAUUGGGUGUAAGGACCUUUGCUAUCACUAGGGUCUGCUUCUAUGACACACAAGUAAUGCAAAUUAGGGUUUGACUGGUAUGGCUUUAUUGUUAUUGUUGAUAGCAACUUAACUUUAGACUGAAACAUCCAAAAUUAUAUUCAAACCACACCAUGCCUAGUGGUGUGUUAAUCAAUCAUUAAGGGACAGCCUUUAAUUCAGUCUCUGAGGUCUGUUUUUUCAAUGAUCAUGAGGAAUCAAGUUUUCCAGACAAUCACAGUUUGCUCCAAAUAUCCAAAGCCAACAUUUGUGUCCUGGAGGAGGGUGUCAACCAAGGUCUGUUAACCGUUUGAAGCUUUAACGUUAAGGCAUGAAAGACCCUGAAAACGAAAUGUUAAGUUGUACAGCAGGAAAGCAACAGCUCUAUGUUUUAGCUUCUUGUAUAUUCCCUCUGGUUUCAGUUCAUUCGUAAAUACUUUUGCCAAAUUUUACGGGCAGCCACUUUCUGCUUUACAGCUUUCAGGCUCUGUGUAUUAACUGUAGUGUUUGUUGUUUGUUUGUCUUCUACUCUGAGGCACAGUAUACAGCCCGUAUUGUUGGACGGAAAUAUUGCUGCUCACCCUUAAGGCAUUCUGCUGCAAUCGUCACAUUGUCUCAUCCAUUUAUGAAGAAAGCUGUAAUCAGCUUGGACAAUGGAGAUUUGUUUAUUUUUAUUAAGAACUAUAGAACAUUUUAUCCACAAGCAUUUUUCAUGGAGUAGCUGUGCUCAUUAAGCUAACCUCAUUAACUUUACCAAGUGACUUAGUGUUGAAGAAAUGGAUGGACUAGCCGGAGUGGAGCUUGGUCCAUUAUAUGCUGCUGCUCUUUGACAAAGCUUUGUUUGUGUGUUGCUCUGCCUGAAUUUGAUGUUGCCAUGAAAGAUUCUUGUUGGAUCCUUGCCAGCAAUAAAAUAUUCAUUGUG